Sphaeramia orbicularis (orbiculate cardinalfish) is the source of this 2512-nucleotide messenger RNA. It is a transcript of the gene znf410, whose product is annotated as zinc finger protein 410. Gene Ontology annotation, molecular function: RNA polymerase II cis-regulatory region sequence-specific DNA binding; DNA-binding transcription factor activity, RNA polymerase II-specific. Gene Ontology annotation, cellular component: PcG protein complex; transcription regulator complex; chromatin. The record is from RefSeq and is a predicted model, not a curated record. Gene Ontology annotation, biological process: regulation of transcription by RNA polymerase II. NCBI's taxonomy places the organism in Eukaryota, Metazoa, Chordata, Actinopteri, Kurtiformes, Apogonidae. Bases 332 to 1675 code for a protein of 447 amino acids. The transcript has 12 exons.
UAAUUGGGGAUUACAUGGCACUGUAUAUGUGCUGCUUUGACCCGUCCGUUGGCUGGUUUUAACGGGUAGCUAACAUCUGCCCGGCGGCUAGUUUGGUAACAGUUAGCCCUGCUAGCUAAGUUAACGAGGCAGUCUGUCAUCUUUAUGUCUGUGCAUCACGUUGAACAUAACGGGAACGCUGUCCACGACACCGCCGAGCUGCAGCUACACGGUUUACUGGCUGUUUUUUUGUGAUGGUUUUGACUCAAAGAUGACCUGCAGCCCAGUCCCAUGACCGACUAACUAUCUCACAUCCAGCAGGUCAUAUUUGAGAUUUCACAAAGGGUGACCCAUGCUUUCAGAUGAGCUUGACUCCAAACCAGAGCUGCUGGUGCAGUUUGUACAGAACGCGUCCAUCCCAUUAGUUCAGGGUCUGGAGGACCCUGAGUCCAAACACCCCUGCCUGCCUCUGUUGGCUCCGGCUGUCAGCUCUCUCUGCAGCCCACUGGAGCUCACAGACGGCGGCCUGAGCCAUGAGCCUGAAAGUUCUUCCCUGUCUGAGUUUGGAGGUGUGUCGGAGCGAAGUCCUCUAGUGGUUCAGACACACUCUCACCCACGGACCUCCCCCAGCCCCCCACCCAUCCUUCAUGACCUACAACAGUCAGACAGUACUUCGUAUGUCCUGCUGAACCUUGCAAAAGGCAUCACAGCCUCCUCUGAGUCCCUAAUCUUCGCCGCAGAUGGGGCAGGGGAGGAUGACGAUGAGGGGGUCUCAUCAGGGGACUAUGGGAUAGAUGGCAGUGCACCCUGGUAUCUACGGGUACAGGAGCUGGCACACGACAGCCUAAUCGCCGCCACACGGGCACAGCUUGCUCGAGAUGCCAAGGCCAGUCAGGACGCCCGGGCCACGAGCAUCAGUAACGGUGACCACACACACAGCUUGACAUCAGACGGGGACAAGCGAGAAUUGCCGUCUCGGACCAGCCGCCCCCUCUCCAAGCAGAUCCUCCGCUGCUCAUUUGAAGGUUGCUGCAGGACAUUCACCUGGCCAGCUCAUCUCAAAUACCAUCUCAAAACACACAGGAAUGACCGCAUGUUCAGGUGCGGCGCCGAAGGCUGCGGAAAGAGUUUCUACGUGUUGCAGAGGCUUCAGGUUCACAUGAGGACUCACAACGGAGAGAAGCCCUUCAUCUGCAAGGAGAAGAACUGUGGCAAGAAGUUCACCACCGCUGGAAACUUGAAGAACCACAGGCGCAUCCACACAGGAGAGAAGCCUUUCUUGUGUGAAGCAGAUGGAUGUGGGCGAUCCUUUGCAGAGUAUUCUAGUCUACGGAAACACAUGCUCGUACAUUCUGGUGAAAAGCCUCAUCACUGUGGGAUCUGUGGGAAGACGUUCUCUCAAUCCGGCAGCAGAAACGUCCACAUGAGGAAGAGACACGGAGAGGAAGGACUGAACAGCGAAACCAGGGAAGCAGGAGAGGCUCUGACACAAAGCAGCCUGCUGGAGGCAGACGGUGAGAACGGAGAAGGUAUGGUCACCAUGACAACAGCCGUGGAACCCAUGAAUCUUCAUCACGCUAUGCUGAGAUCACCAGGCUCUGCAGACUCGGUGGUUGUUCUCUCUCAGCCUCAUGAACUGGUGACCAUGACGACUGAGGGUCAUGCAUAUGGAGAUGAUGUGGUAGCGCUGCUGUAGCCUGCUACUGUGGGGGGGGGGAGAAACAAAAAACCCCGAAUACCCUGCCUAAUACUGCAGCAGUAGACUGAUAGUCAACAGAGCUCACUAAACAUAAACCUCUACUUGUACAUAGAUUAAUAACUUCACCCUUGUAGAUUUUUGUAAUUAGCAGUCAAUGAUGGAUUUAUUUUGACAAGUGAGAAAUGGCAAUGUUUGUACGAAACAACCUCUUUCCUCAUGUUUUUGAAGACAAAUACUCCCAAAGAAUACUGAGACGGGUUGAAAAGUUUAUGAAAAUAUUACCAUGCAUUGUUUUGUGCAUUAUCAUUGUAAACAGUUGAGGUUGAAAUGCAGUGUUAUUCCUCUAUAGUAAGUAUGUGCCACUUACUUCUACCAAAAUCUUCAAUGGCUGAUACAAUUGACAGUCGAAUUUAAAUGUUCCAGACACAUAUAUGGCACUUAAAACCCAUUACUAACAACAAAACAACUCAAUGUUAAAAACAUUACUUUGCUGCACAAAAACACUGGUCUUGCACAGCAUAACCAGCCUGAAAAACAGCCUCCUUGUUCAUCAGCCUGAAUAAAACACAAAAACAUCUGAAACUGCAGAUGUCUGCAGCCGUUCGAUAAGGUAGUGCACAUUACGUGUUUUGUUUGUUAUUGAGCACCACCUAAAGCAGCAGUGUUUGCUCCGUCCUUCUCCUCAGUGGAUCUUCAGGUUGUGGAAGUGGUCCAAUGUGGCUCCCAAAGCCCAGCUUGCCUCCACGUUGUUCACUUUCUUGGUCAGCUGGGAGGGGGAAAACACAACACCAAAUCACUGAAAUGCCUUUUGUAUUUAUUGAAAUAAAAAAAAAA